AUGAGCUCCGAGAACGCCUUCAACGCCGACUUUUGCGAAGUAAAGGGCAUCACUAAGGACGAACUCGAAGCUCUGAAGCAGAGCAGUGUGCCGUGGAAACGUGUGCCGGCUGCGACGAACCACAAGGUCGAAGGUGGCAGCCAGAAGGGAAGUGCUCGGGAUUCCUUUGGCGGCGGCUCAGAAGACACAACCGCAACAUCUCCAGCCAGAAUCCGCCCGGUUCAAGCUCAGAAGAAACAGAAGAUCAUGAACUCAGCCGACACCACUGUGCCCUCGGAGGACGACGCAAACGGGCUUCACAUAGCUCAUUCAACGCCAACACCUCAGUCUUCUACAGAGAUGCGGCGCGAAUUUGCCACCGAUCCCUUUACCUCGAGGCAAGAAUGCCUUUCUGGCGCUCGUCGAGCAGAUUGCGAAACGCUAGCCGGCAUCCGACAUUUCGGUUUGAGGAGAUGCUGCGGGUGCUGGUUGAGAGUUUCUUCUGCUGCUGUCAAUAGCUACAUGAUUGAAAGGAUGACCGGGAUGGACCAUGUGCAAGUGCGAGACGACUGUCAAAGUUCGUGUGUUCAGAGCAUGUUGCAAGACUGA
Messenger RNA from Recurvomyces mirabilis, 588 nucleotides. RefSeq lists its product as uncharacterized. The transcript is spliced from 2 exons. The coding region runs from base 1 to 588 and encodes 195 amino acids. NCBI's taxonomy places the organism in Eukaryota, Fungi, Ascomycota, Dothideomycetes, Mycosphaerellales, Teratosphaeriaceae. The record is from RefSeq and is a predicted model, not a curated record.